UCUUCUUUGCGAAAGCUUCCUCGGACCCUGCACCUUGUUUUGGCUCCUUGGCUCCUCAGGAAGGAUGAAAGAGACAGAUCCUGCCAAGCUAGUGAGGAUGGAAGGAGGAAGAUGGACGGUUGACCUGGUCAGGUUGUCUCCUGCAUCCCUCCCCACAACUUCUGAGCUUUCCCUCUCAGGGACUUCUAAGAGAUCUGAUGUUGAUGAAUUGGAAGGGAAGAACAAGGGGGACCAGAACAGAAUCCAAAUAGUGGAGAAGUCAUAUAAAUAUUCAGAGUGUGGAGAGAACAUCUGUCAGAGCUCCCAGUCCACCUCCCAUCAAAGAAAGAGCUUUGUUCGGAGGGAUAGUUUCACUUCACGCAAAAGAACUUACAGUAGAGAGAAAUUGUAUCAGUGCAGACAAUGUGGAAAGAGCUUCACUCGGAAGGAUCAUCUCACUUCCCAUCAUAGAAUUCAUACAGGGGAGAAACCCUAUAACUGCAUGGAAUGUGGAAAGAGCUUCGCUCGGGAGUACAGUCUCGCUUCCCAUCAUAGAAUUCAUACAGCGGAGAAACCCUAUAACUGCAUGGAAUGUGGAAAGAGCUUUCGUUACAUUUCUGGUCUUAAAUCCCACCAAAGAAUCCAUACAGGAGAGAAACCCUAUCAGUGCUUUCAGUGUGGAAAGAGCUUCAGUCGGAAGGAUCAUCUCACUUCCCAUCAAAUAAUUCAUACAGGGGAGAAGCCCUAUCAGUGCUCCGAAUGUGGAAAGAGCUUCAGAAAAAGCUCCCAUCUCAGUUCCCAUCAAAGAAUUCAUACGGGGGAGAAACCCUAUCAGUGCUUCGAAUGUGGAAAGAGCUUCAGCGAGGGGGCUAAGCUCUCUUCCCAUCAAAGAAUCCAUACAGGGGAGGAACCAUAUAAAUGCCUGGAAUGUGGAAAGAGCUUCAAUCAGAGUGCCAAUCUCAUGUCCCAUCAAAGAAUUCAUACAGGGGAGAAAACAUAUCAGUGCUUGGAAUGUGGAAAGAGAUUUCGGGAUGAGAUUAAGCUCUCUUCCCAUCAAAUAAUUCAUAAAGGGGAGAAACCUUUUCAAUGCUGUGAAUGUGGAAAGAGCUUUCGUGUCCGGCUGAGUCUCACAUUCCAUCAAAGAAUUCAUACAGGGGAGAAACCCUAUCAGUGCUUAGAAUGUGGAAAGAGCUUUACUCAAAGCACACAUCUCGCUUCCCAUCGAAGAAUUCAUACAGGGGAGAAACCCUAUCAAUGCCUAGAAUGUGGAAAGAGCUUCAGUCUCAGGCACAGUCUCACUACCCAUCAAAGAAUUCAUACAGGGGACAAACCCUAUCCGUGCUUGGAAUGUGGAAAGAGCUUCCGGGAGAAGGCUAAGCUCUCUUCCCAUCAAAGAAUUCAUACAGGGGAGAAACCUUAUCAAUGCCAUGAGUGUGAAAAGAGCUUUCGUCACCGAGCCAGUCUCACUUCCCAUCAAAAAAUUCAUACCGGGAAGAAACCCUAUCACUGCUUGGAAUGUGGGAUGAGGUUCAGUCGAAAGGGUACUCUCACUGCCCAUCAAAGAACUCAUACAGGUCAGAAACCAUAUCAGUGCUUUGAAUGUGGGAAGAGCUUCAGUCAAGGCUCAAAUCUCAAGACCCACCAAAGAAUUCAUACAGGGGAGAAACCCUAUCAGUGCUUGGAAUGUGGAAAGAGUUUUCGUCAGAAAGGUGAUCUCGCUUUGCAUGGAAGAGUCCAUACAGGGGAGAAACCCUAUCAGUGCCUGGAAUGUGGGAAGAGCUUCAGUCAAAGCACCUCUCUCACUUCCCAUCAAAGAACUCAUACAGGAGAGAAACCCUAUCAGUGCUUCGAAUGUGGAAAGAGCUUCCGGGAGGGGACCAAGCUCACAUCCCAUCAAAGAACUCAUACAGGGGAGAAACCCUAUCAGUGCUUGGAAUGUGAAAAGAGCUUCAAUCGGAAGCAUGAUCUCACUACCCAUCAAAGAAUUCAUACAGAGGGAAGACCGAAAAAGAAAAGAAGGAUGAAAGAAACGGAUCCUGAAAAGCUAGUGAGGAUGGAAGGGGGAAGAUGGAUGGUUUACUUGGUCAGGUUGUCUCCUGCAUCCUGCCCCACAACCUCUGAGCGUUCCCUCCCUGGGACCUCCGAGAGAUCUGGUGAGUUCCAGGGGAGUGGAGAUGGGGACGUGGAUGGAUGGAGCCGGAGAGAUGGUGAAGAAUUGGAAGGGAGAAACUGUUGA
Molecule: messenger RNA, 2215 nt
Organism: Lacerta agilis (Sand lizard)
Lineage: Eukaryota; Metazoa; Chordata; Lepidosauria; Squamata; Lacertidae
Product: zinc finger protein 345-like
Exons: 5
Coding region: 65-2215 (716 amino acids)
Biological process (GO): negative regulation of transcription by RNA polymerase II
Molecular function (GO): DNA-binding transcription repressor activity, RNA polymerase II-specific
Source: RefSeq, a predicted model, not a curated record